Molecule: messenger RNA, 1445 nt
Organism: Poeciliopsis prolifica (blackstripe livebearer)
Lineage: Eukaryota; Metazoa; Chordata; Actinopteri; Cyprinodontiformes; Poeciliidae
Product: P2Y purinoceptor 14-like
Exons: 4
Coding region: 146-1213 (355 amino acids)
Biological process (GO): G protein-coupled receptor signaling pathway
Cellular component (GO): membrane
Molecular function (GO): G protein-coupled purinergic nucleotide receptor activity
Source: RefSeq, a predicted model, not a curated record
UUAGUGACCCGCAGCGGUUAGAGCAGUUAGUACAACAGUUAGUGGAGCAGUUUGUUUCAUGGAGGAAACGGCAACAUCGCUUCAUGCUGGCAGCCCUCUCGAGUCAAAAGUUCGGUUUUGCUGCUAAUGACACGGCUUCAGAACCAUGGCUGCAUCCACCCAUGAAUCACACGUCCACAACCAUGAACCACAUGGUUUCCACAACAUCACAUGUGAUUUAGAUGUACAAUCAUACCACUCUUUCCUAGUAGUGGUCUACAGCCUACUGUUCAUAGUGGGCUUUUGCCUCAACAGCUUCACCUUGUGGUUUCACUGCCGUGGAGCUCAUGGCCAAAUGUCCAAGAGCUGGAUGAUCUACCUGAAACAUCUGACAGCGGCUGACUUUCUGCUCUGCAUCACCCUCCCCCUGCGCAUCGUUUACUACUCCAGAAGCUCAUUCAUCGUCCACCUGCUCUACUGCAGCAUUGGAGCCACUCUAUUGUUCGUGAAUUGGGCUGCUAGCAUCCUGUUUAUGGCAUAUAUAGCAUCUAACAGGUACUUGAAGAUACUUUAUUCCCCGGGAAGUCACAUCCUGAUGAGCGCCAAAGCCAGCCGCAUCAUCUCAACAACCACCUGGGUUGUUCUCCUGGCCAUAACAACACCUUACGCCAUCAUGAUGCUGGUCAACGAGAAACAUCAUGAUGAUGAACACACUAUGUGUGACCAUCUGAUCAGUGAACCUGUCAAACCACUGCACGUACUGAGUCAUGGUGUUGCUUUAGUCAUCUUCCUGUCAGGAUUCGUCUCUCUGGUCUUUUUCUACUACAGCACCUCCCGCAGGGUGCUGCAGAUAGAGAAGGCCCAACUGGCCUCCCCCAACUCCAAGAAGCUUAUGAGGUCUCGCAGGAACAUGUUGGUGUUGGUCAGUGUGUUCUGCUUUUGCUUUGUUCCUUAUCACAUUGUUCAAAUUCCAUACAUCAUACUUGAGAAAAACUGUUGGGUAGAGUUGUACUACAUCAAGGAGUUUGCCGUUUUACUAUCAAUUUGUAACAUCUGUCUGGAUCCGCUUAUUUACGUCUUUCUUUGUAAGGAGUUCAGGGCUCAGCUUAACCUGAAAAAAAUAUUCCGUACAAAACGGAAGAGAAACACGUCCAGUUUGGAGGCAAGUAGCAGUGGAGAUCAGCUGAAUGUCGUCAACACCAUGUCAGAGCUCCAGGGUCAAAGAGAGCAAUAAGACUGGCACUGGUCAGAGUGUCUCACUGUUCAUUUACAAAUGGCAUGUGCUACAUGUAUGUAUGUUGGUGUGGAGGUAUUAAGAAUGUACUUAAGUGAUAUAAAGCAUAACUGGAUAAUUUCUGAACACAAGCUUAUUAAUUGAACCUCUCUGCUUCCAUUUACCUCCAACUUUCAGCUGGAACAGAUGAAUUUCCUGCUGUGGACAAUAAAUGACUAACCUGUGCUGUUGG